Messenger RNA from Rotaria socialis, 474 nucleotides. The record is from the annotation of a GenBank genome assembly. NCBI's taxonomy places the organism in Eukaryota, Metazoa, Rotifera, Eurotatoria, Philodinida, Philodinidae.
AUGUCUUCCAAUAAUCAAGGCAAUCAACAAGUAUCAUCUUCAACUGAUCGUACAGCAAACCAAUUGCAGCCCGAAGAUGGUGUAUCAGAACAAUCUCAGCAGAUCGAAGAAAUUGAUGUUGCUCUAGCUGAUCAGAGUGAUAGUUGGGAAACUGAUGAUGAAGGAGAUUUUUAUUUUGAACAAGAAGCUCAUAGUUCAUCAGACCAAGAUAAUGCUGGUGAUGAUAGUUUUCUUGACUUAGGUUUAUCAGAACAUUUAAUCAAAUGUUAUCCAACAACAACUGCUGAGAACGUAUCAGUAGUUGGUAUUGUAUGUGAUAUUUGUUUAAAUGAAUACAAAUCCGAUGAUAUAUUGCGAACUAUUCCAUGUUUACAUAGAUUUCAUAGUAAAUGUAUUGAUAAAUGGCUCAAGAAAAAUUCAAAAUGUCCAAUGUGCAGAAGUGAUUUACGAAAAUCUGAAUGGUAUUCCGAGUGA